AUGCGCUCGACCAAGCUCGAUCGCUGUGGAUUUCAUCGCGGAUCCAACUGUCUGCACGCUCUCGCCCGAGAGAGCACCGGGUAUCUAAUGAUACGCAACCAGUUCAUGAUGCCGAUCCCUCCACAAUACUACAAGGAAACAAAGUCCACGGAGGGUCACGAUCAUGCGAUCUUCUGUGCUGCGAUAAAUGGAGCCCUGAGAGGAGCAUACGAGAGAAAUAGUGUGUUUUAUGAGAAUCCGUAA
This is a messenger RNA of Strongylus vulgaris, 243 nucleotides long. NCBI's taxonomy places the organism in Eukaryota, Metazoa, Nematoda, Chromadorea, Rhabditida, Strongylidae. The record is from the annotation of a GenBank genome assembly.